Molecule: messenger RNA, 2832 nt
Organism: Aspergillus affinis
Lineage: Eukaryota; Fungi; Ascomycota; Eurotiomycetes; Eurotiales; Aspergillaceae
Exons: 8
Coding region: 1-2832 (943 amino acids)
Biological process (GO): DNA-templated transcription
Molecular function (GO): zinc ion binding; DNA binding; oxidoreductase activity
Source: RefSeq, a predicted model, not a curated record
AUGGGCGUUCACCCUACGGCGAACCUAGUCGCCGUAUGGAGCAGAAUGUCAGGUCCACCAGGCAUCUCCCACCGACACACUCCGGGGAGUGGCCCCAAAUCAGAGCCCAACAAGGUUUCGUUUUUGCCAACAUGCUAUAGACCUGAAAUAACACCCCGCUCUGGUCGUUUUGCGGAACUCGAUAAAUUACUUGGACCAGAUGGUGGCGGCCCAUUCAGAGAGAGUGCCGACGAUGACCAUGUCGUUCCUCUUGGUGAUGCUUAUCAUACUGGGGCCCAGAUUGUUCCUUAUGUUUCUCAUCCAAUUGUGACCGACUGCCAAAGAGAACGACUGCUUUGGUCACUGGACGGGAAAUUACCCCAGGGUGUCAUAUUCCCUUCAAGUGACGCUCUAACCCGAUUUCUCGCUGGGUACUUCACUGGGUUUUAUCCUCAUAUGCCCUUUACACACGCCCCAACAUUUAAGCUUGAGUCAUGCUCACCUCAACUCUCUCUAGCUAUCCUAGCUCUCGGUGCUGCCAAUCGCUACGAGCUUUCCUCGGCAAUAAAGAUAUUUUAUCUAUCGAAGGCUUUACUGACGGACCACCAACGCCUACGAGAUUAUGCCGCGAUGCAGAAAUUGGCGAGCUCGGGAGGAAGAAACUUUCAUCCGAAGACUGACUACCUGGAUGAGUUACGUUGUCUACUUUGCCUGAGCUGGUUUUCCACGUGGCAGAAAGAUAAUCAUCUAAGGGGCGAAUCCUUAAUGCUUCGUGGAGUAUUAGCACAAACUCUGAGGUUGAGUGGUCUGGAGGAAGUUGCUCAGUACCAAGUGUCUUGGGACACGUGGGCCCAACUUGAAUCAGCCAGACGAACGAAAUUACUUGCAUUCUGUUUCUUGAACCUUCAAAGUAUUGCGUUCGACUUGCCACCGAUUAUAUGGAGUCACGAGUUCAAACUACUGCUGCCAUGUACCUGCCCCGAGUGGACCGCGCCCGAUUCGACUACCUGGAAUCUUCUCAGGGACAAUCUGCCUUGUAGACAGGGCAAUUUCCAGGAUGCAUUGUUAGGACUACUCAAUGCAGAUCAGGAAACUACCGAACAGUGUAUCCCAACCCCGGUUGCUAACUAUGUGCUUUUACAUGGCUUGAUCCAAGGCAUUACAUGGAGUCACACAUUCCCCAAAACCUUGGGCCGCAAACCAUUCCCUGACGAUGCAACUCUGUUCAAAAACGCCCUACGUCGAUGGACGAUCUUCUGGCAGCGGACCCCAGAGUCCAACCUAGAGCCACUAGAUCCAAAUGGGCCCUUGCCAUUUACCUCCAGCGCUUUAUUGAGUCUUGCGUAUAUUCGUGACUGCUCCUGCGCUACCAAUAUAGGCUCACGUAACAUUCAAUCCUGGAACCCUUCUGGUAUUGCCGAAAUUAUUUGCACACUUCCCCCCGGUAAUGCCGAUUGGAACGAAUCACUCGCGGCGCAGCACGCCAGUCAUAUAUUGGGUAUACUAACAAACCUUGGGAUUCAAUAUGUGAAAAAUAACCAGGCACUGGUUUGGAAUAUCGAAGCCGCGUUAUGUGGGUUCGAGUGUGCUGUCUUCCUGGAGAAAUGGUUGAGGGGGCUUCAGCAUACCAUUGGAGACAGGCCGUUGUCUGAACCCGAGCAGAUUCUUUUACAGUGGAUCCGGGACAUCAUAAACGAGAGUCUUAUGUCAAUAGACAAUAACCACGACACAAGCAACCCAUCUCAGAUCAAUGGUCUAGCCGAUCGAGUUGUCGAAGUCUGGUCAGAUAUCAUGAGGGGUAAUUCGCCCUGGGAAUUUAUCAGUAUGCUUGGUGAUGCCCUGGUCGAAACCUCCAUUCGCAACCUCCAUGCUCUCAAGGAGGCGAUCCCGCAGCCCACCAAGCACGAGGUUCUCAUAAAAGUUCACGCUGCCUCCUUGAACUUCCGUGACAUCGCAAUCGCUACAUCUCAGUACCCUUUCCCAGCAAAAGAUGAUGUUAUUCCCGGCUCCGAUGCGGCCGGCGUGGUCACCAAGGUCGGCGAGGGUGUUAAGAAUGUGGCCGUGGGCGACCACGUCAUCGGCACUUUCGAUUUGACCAACCUCUUCGGUCAACAGAUGAACUGGUUGAAUGGUCAGGGUGGACCUAUUGAUGGCGUGCUGCGUGAAUACGUGUGUAUUCCGGCGGCGUCUGUCGUGCAGGUUCCGAAGGACUCGCCGCAGAGCUUCUAUGAAUGGUCCUCCCUGGUUUGUACUGGUGUGACGGCUUGGAAUGCCCUGUAUGCAAAUGUUCCGCUUAAGCCUGGUCAAACUGUCUUAGCUUUAGGAACUGGAGGUGUCUCUAUCACCGGUUUGAUUCUUGCCAAGGCGGCCGGUGCAACAACAAUCAUCACAUCCUCGAGUGACGAGAAGCUCAAGUUUGUGCAGGAGAAAUACGGCGUCGAUCAUGUCAUCAACUACAAGAAGCACCCUGAAUGGUCCAAGGAGGCUCUUCGUCUGACCAAUGGCGCCGGUGUCGAUUAUAUCCUUGAGAACGGUGGAUCAGGCACCAUCGCGGAGAGUUUGAACGCCGUGAAAAUGGGCGGAAAUGUUUCUAUCAUUGGUUUCCUCUCUGCUGCGGAUCAAUCGAAGAUGCCGGAUGUUGCUGGUAUGGCGCUUGCUAAGGGAGCCGUGGUUCGUGGUAUUGUCGUUGGUUCUACUCAGCUUCUCCAGGAGGUUACAAACUUUGUGGCGACCAAGGGGCUGAGGUUGCCUAUUGACAGGGUGUUUGAGUUUAACGAGAAGUCUGUCAUUGAGGCUUAUGGGUACCUAGCGUCUGGAUCUCAGAUUGGCAAGGUUUGCAUCAAGGUGGCGUAA